Messenger RNA from Jaculus jaculus (lesser Egyptian jerboa), 1268 nucleotides. It is a transcript of the gene Gemin8, whose product is annotated as gem nuclear organelle associated protein 8. Lineage: Eukaryota; Metazoa; Chordata; Mammalia; Rodentia; Dipodidae. Gene Ontology annotation, biological process: spliceosomal snRNP assembly. Gene Ontology annotation, cellular component: SMN complex. Bases 177 to 932 code for a protein of 251 amino acids. The transcript has 4 exons. The record is from RefSeq and is a predicted model, not a curated record.
GGGACUUCCGGCGCGCUGCGGCCACGAGGUCCUGGUUUCCUAGGCAACUUUCCCCACCCCUAGCGUUCUGUCGCCCCACUGAAAAAUAAGCCCCUGCUCGCCCACCGCCUGAGAUCUGAUUGCUGCUUGCUCCCGAGUGCACAUUUAGACUUCCCUCAUCAGAGGUACUGGCAACGAUGCCAAGAUACAGAGCUACCACGUCUUGGUAUUCUCAUCCAGUUUAUGCAAGAUACUGGCAACAUUAUCAUCACGCAGUAGCUUGGAUGCAGAGCCACCAGAAUGCCUACAGAAAGGCCAUGGAAUCCUAUUUCACUUUCCCAUGGUACUUCCCUCAGGCAAAUCUUCCAUGGAGCUUGUAUGAUUACAGGGCUGGGGAUCCUCAGGCCUCCUAUCAUCAUCACAUGAACUGGAAGGAUUCUCCCUACACCUCUUCAUAUUUUGGAAGGUCAGAGCAGCCUCGGCGUGACAGAAAUAGGACCCCCCAGGCAUCCGCCAGAGAUUACCAAGCUCCCCCUGAAGAGGAAGAGGUGGAAUCAGGUUUGGAGUCAGAGUUGGAAUCAGAGUCGGAAUCGGAGUCAGAGUCAGAUGAGAUAGAAUGCGACCUGAGCAAUAUGGAAAUCACAGAUGAGCUCCGCCAAUACUUUGCUGAGACUGAGAGGCACAGAGAAGAGCGACGACUGCAGCAAGAGCUGGAUGACAAGCGUCUGGAUGAUUAUGUGAACGCUGACCAUGGCCUGUACUACAACCCCUACCGGUCAGUGGAGCCCCCAUCCGAGAGGCCUGGUGAGCGGCGCCAGGCAGAGAUGAAGAUCUUGUACGGGAACAGCGCCACCAAGAUCCUGGCCAUGGAGGCUGCUGUGCAACUGAGCUUUGACAAGUUCUGUGAUAGUAAGCAGCCCAAGUACUGGCCUGUCAUUCCCCUGAAGUUCUGAGCCCUGGGCCUAGGGACCCCAAGGAGUGCCUCCUGGACAGGGUCCCCCUCCCUCUUCCCUCCUCCCUCCUCCGUCCUCCUCCUCUGUGUAUACACUGUCUUCAUCUCUCUUUUGGAGAAUUUCUCAGGAAAAGUGGCUGAUAUGGUGAUUAAAAGUGUUCAGCAAAGCCCUAGUGGGUUCCUCACAGGGUAGAUGUAAUCUAUCAGUCACAUAGAAUUUUGUCCGUAGGAUGUAUGAGAAAUUUCCCUUUGACAUAAAGUGAUCAUUUUGUGUACAUUCCACUGGUUUUCAAUGACAUCAAUAACAGUGUUCAGUUCAUUAAAGUUCUUGCCUAGA